AGUGUUGCGUUGUAAAUUCUAUAAUCUGCGAGUCGUUGGAGAGAUCAGCGACGUCUGCGAGCACUCGGGAAGCGACCAAGGCAGCGUGAUACUGUUACACUGUUAUCAGACAUUUGUCCCUCAGCAAUGGGAGUGUUAUUGUUCCUUCGUUAGAGAGAGGCGGAUAAUGCAGUGGAUCCCGGCUGGAGAAAAUGAGCGACCUGGUGGCUGUGUGGGAGGUCGCGCUCAGUGACGGCAUCCAUAAGAUCGAGUUUGAACAUGGGACCACGUCGGGCAAGCGGGUUGUGUACGUGGACGGGAAGGAGAUCAUCCGGAAGGAUUGGAUGUUUAAGCUGGUGGGGAAGGAGACCUUUCCAGUGGGGGCUUCUCAGACAAAGGCCACGAUUAACAUUGAUGCAGUCAGUGGAUUUGCGUACGAGUACACACUGGAGGUGAACGGGAAGAGCCUGAAGAAGUACAUGGAGAACCGGUCUAAGACCACCAACACUUGGGUGGUACACGUGGAUGGAGAGGAUUGCCGGGUGGUUCUAGAGAAGGACACGAUGGACGUCUGGUGUAAUGGCAAGAAGAUGGAGACUGCGGGCGAGUUUGUAGAAGAUGGCACCGAAACUCAUUUCAGUAUCGGGGAUCACGACUGCUGCAUCAAGGCUGUGAGCAGCGGCAAACGCAGAGAAGGCAUCCUCCAUAUGCUGAUCAUGGAUGGCCGAGAGAUACCGGAGAGCGUAGAGUAACUCUCGCACCAUGUAUCUCUAAGUAAUAAUCAGGGAAUCGUACUUCUGUGUAACCUCUAGCACUGUGCGUAGUGCCCCUGGGGGGUGUAGAUGGCUAGUGCCCUUUUCCCCAUAUGCGUGUGGUUAUCUAUUGCUGUACUGUACUUAGACCAUAUGGAAUAUGAGGUUUCUGGAUAGGGGUUAUGUAGUUAUUCCUAAUCCAAGUCUGCCCUUUCCUAUCAUGUUGUUCAUUGGGUGCUGACAUGGGGAGAGGUUACUCAUUAAAAGGAUUCCGAAAUUUAGGUUAAAGAGUCAGAGAUUAGGGUGUUUCUGGGAGUCAGGUAUAUGACCUGUUCUGAGGAUGGAGGCUGAUCUCACGGCAGAUACGAGCUGCGAUUCCCAGGUGCCAGGGGCAAACAGCUAGUGUAAUUCCUGUAACCAGCUGUGAGCUCUGGGCCCAGGAGCUUUCACCUUUUGUACGGAUGUUUGUCAGUAGAAGGCUUAGAUCAUACUUCUACACUGUAAGACGACUUAUGUAGUUACCGGACUUCUGACAGAUGCACUGAAGGCAAAUAUUUGUGUGUCAAAUGCGGACAUGAGAAAUAUCUGCAGAAUAUCCGGGCGAUUGUAGAGCCCAGCUCCUGUAAAAUGGUCAUGCAGGACAUGUCUGCUUAGUGAAACAUUCGCUAAAGCCCAGUUCCCAUAAUCUGGUCACACAGGACACGUCUACUUGGUGAAACGUACGCUAAGAGCACAGUUCCCGUAAUACGGCCACGCAGGACAUGUCUGCUUGGUAAAACGUAUGCUAAAAGCCCAGUUCCAUAAUACGGUCAUGCAGGACACGUCGACUUGGUGAAACGUAUGCUAAGAGCACAGUUCCCGUAAUACGGCCACGCAGGACAUGUCUGCUUGGUAAAACGUAUGCUAAAAGCCCAGUUCCAUAAUACACUCAUGCAGGACACAUGUACUUAGUAAAAUGUACGCUAAGAGCAGAGUUUGCAUAAUAUGGCCACGCAGGACAUGUCUGCAUGGUAAAACGCAUGCUAAAAGCCCAGUUCCAUAAUACGGUCACGCAGGACAUCUGCUUGGUGAAACGUACACUAAUGUUCUCACAAUGCAGAUUCAUUUAGCCACACAAAACCCUUUCCUGUAUGUCAGGAUCCUGAGUUUUGUCUCCGUAAAACAUCCUGGAGUUUAGUGGAGUCAUCUGAGCCCACGGUCGGGGUGCAACUUGGAUCCAUAGAACAUGAUACAAGUGUGUGCGAGAUAUUUUCAUGUAUAAAUGUUACAUACAUUUUAUGAUGUAAAUAUUUCAACAUCUGUUUUAGGAUUUUGAUACUUUUAAUUAUUCCUAGAAAUUUCCGGUUUUAUUGUUGAAAUGUGUUUCUUUUCAUGUCUCUUUACACUCUGCUGUAUAAUAUUAAUUAUUUUCCACUACACGUUUCGAGUUUUCAUAGUUUUCCAGGGGUUGGAGACCAGUGGUUUACAGCACACGUGAGCCUAUAAUGUGAAGAUUUCUUAUAUGAUAGGACAUGCUCUGUUCAGUUCUAGCUGACUGUAAUGUGGAAUUAAACCAAUAAACAUAUUUUGCUAUAUAUUACAGGAGGGUAAACUUACUGAAUCAGAAAGGUGUUCAGAUUAUUCUCCGGUAGAGCUGCCAUAAAUCUGUAAAAGUCUGUCCCACGUCACUUUUCAUAAAUAAACUACACUGGUAUUAGAA
Molecule: messenger RNA, 2430 nt
Organism: Pseudophryne corroboree (corroboree frog)
Lineage: Eukaryota; Metazoa; Chordata; Amphibia; Anura; Myobatrachidae
Gene: FAIM
Product: Fas apoptotic inhibitory molecule
Exons: 5
Coding region: 192-731 (179 amino acids)
Biological process (GO): negative regulation of extrinsic apoptotic signaling pathway via death domain receptors; positive regulation of neurogenesis; canonical NF-kappaB signal transduction
Source: RefSeq, a predicted model, not a curated record